AAGAGUUUAUAUUCACUCUAUCGGAAGCAAAAUUGAAUGAAAUAAAAUGAUUUUUUCUGUUUGGUAUAUGUCCUUGUCUGUGUUCAUUCACGUGCUCGAAUGUAUGCACGUAUAUUGAAAUUAGCUGUCUAAUCUGAUGGAUACUUUCAGUAGGAGCGUCACUAAUGUGGCACAUUUCGAUUACAUAUCAGAUGUAGUAUAAUUUAUUUGGAGCUAGAAGUUCAGCUGAACUCAUGUGUUUGUAGUGGACGCUCUGGCAAACGACAGUGUCAGUUGAUAUGCUAGUAAGCAUAAGGACUUUUAGCAGAAUUUUCAAGGAGUAUGAAGCGUUUUCAUGCUUGUGUCACGGAUGAAUGCUGCUUCGUGAUUCUUUCAGUAAAUUGAAUAUAAUCUCUUUUUUCUAGUGUGUGUGGAUACUACUGCUGUAGUGUAGUUCAUCUAGAUUUUUGUUGAGUAUCUAUAUGUGGAUAUCAGUUUGAUGAGACGAAUUUAUGACAAAAAUCCUCACACAGACAGGCAUACCAUCAUGCACAAUAAGCUUGAUACUAGUACCAGCAUCCACACAUACGCUUUUCCAAAUGUUGGAUAAUAGCUUUGUUGAGAGCUGCAAAGAAGUAUAAAAUAGCGAACGAGCCGAAUAUUUAGUCGAGAAUAAAGCGAGUCACACUGACGCACGUUACAUGUUUCUUGCUCUUAUCAUUUGAGGAGAUAAUUCAAAAACAAUCACAACAAGAAAUAUGUCAUAUUUUUCAUAGAGUUAUGGUUGAAGAUUGCAGAAAGUUUGAUAUUUUGCAUUAAUGUUUACCUUGAGAUUGUUCAAUUAAUGAUUUUGCCAUGAAAAAGAUAAACUAUGCAAAGUAAUUCUUGUAAUCUUAUUUACUAAUUAAAGAUUGAACUGAUUAAAAACUAACUAAAGAAAGACAUACUCCCAAAAGUAAUUCUAAGAAAGAGAUUAUGAAUUAUAUCAGAAAACUAGUUUGAUCAUUACAUGAUUUUUAUACAUGAAUUAGUUGUAUAAUCCUAGAAGAAAACCCACACUUAUCACAGUCUCCGAACAUCCCACAUGUCUUUCAUCGUAAACAUAGACACACAAAAUAUUGUAAAACAAAAUAAUCCUUGUUGAUAAAGUUGAAAAUUCGAUUAAAAAGCAUUUCUCGUCUUGUAACAAAAUCCGAUUUCGAUGAAGCGAAAAUUUCUCUCUCUUAUUUUAAUAAUUUUUCUUGUCUCUAUUUUAGAUUAUCCAUUACGUUCUCCAUCCAGUACCAACAUUCAUCUGAAUGCUCGAUGGCAACAAAAUGGUAUCACUGUGGCUGGAGGAAAUCGACAAGGCAAUGGAAUCAAUCAACUCUCAGGCGCACACGGUUUGUAUGUUGAUGAUGAUCAAACAAUCUAUGUUGCUGAAUGGUCGAAUCAUCGUAUUAUGGAAUGGACACGAGGUGCAACAAGUGGCCAAGUGGUUGCCGGUGGAAAUGGACAAGGAAGUGGAGAUCAUCAAUUUGAUGACCCACAUGAUGUGAUUAUCGACAACGAGAGAGAUAGUCUCAUCAUAUGCGAUACUUCGAAUGAAAGAGUGGUUCGAUGGCCUCGUCGAAAUGGGACAAGUGGAGACACAAUCAUCUCCAAUAUCGCUUGUGUGGGUUUGACAAUGGACGAGAAUGGAUCUCUGUAUGUCACUGAUGUUGAAAGCGAUGGAGUGAGACGAUAUCGAAAAGAAGAAUCUCAAGGAACAGUGGUUGCAGGUGGCAAUGGAAGUGGAAAUCGUCUCGAUCAACUCUCUUACCCACGAUACGUAUUCGUCGAUCGAGAUCAUUCAGUGUACGUAUCUGAUUGGAACAAUCAUCGUGUGAUGAAAUGGAUGGAAGGUGCAAAACAAGGCAUUGUCGUGGCUGGUGGUCAAGGACAAGGAAAUGGUCUUACACAAUUGUCAUCUCCUCAAGGAGUCGUUGUCGAUCAAUUGGGCACUGUCUAUGUGGCUGAUUGGGGGAAUGAUCGAAUCAUGCGUUGGCCUAAAGGAGCCACACAAGGAAGUGUCAUUGUUGGUGGAAACGGUAGUGGAGAACAAUCGAACCAACUCAAUGAGCCCAUCGGUUUGUCAUUCGAUCGACACGGUAAUCUCUAUGUCGUCGAGUAUGGAAAUCAUCGAGUUCAAAAAUUCGAACUACAAUCCAAUCCAAAGUGA
Messenger RNA from Rotaria sp. Silwood1, 2179 nucleotides. The record is from the annotation of a GenBank genome assembly. Lineage: Eukaryota; Metazoa; Rotifera; Eurotatoria; Philodinida; Philodinidae.